Molecule: messenger RNA, 1545 nt
Organism: Nothoprocta perdicaria
Lineage: Eukaryota; Metazoa; Chordata; Aves; Tinamiformes; Tinamidae
Product: coiled-coil domain-containing protein 173-like
Exons: 6
Coding region: 1-885 (294 amino acids)
Source: RefSeq, a predicted model, not a curated record
AUGGAGGCCGAGCAGCGGGAGGCCGCCCGCCGCCGCGGGCAGCUGCCGCAGCAGCAGGGCGAGGAGCAGGCGGAGAAGCGGGAGCGCGACGCAGCCCGCCGGGCCCUGGCCCAGGCGCAGCUGGCGCAGAUAAAGGAACAUGAGCAUCAGGCAGAACUAGCCAAGCUAGCAGACAAAAGAGAAGGGGAAGAAAUUCAGAGACUGACCCGGUUGUACCAACUGGAAAUUCAGAAAGAAAAGGAAAAGGAGCAGGCGGAAAAACUUGAGCGUCGGAGGCUGCAUCACGAGCAUAUUGAUAAACAGAAAAUAAUGAAAGCUGAAGAGGAACAAAAGGAAGCAGAAGAAGAUGAUCGGAUUAGGGCAUACAUUAAAGGAAAAGAGAUGAUGGCAGAUCUAAGAAAAGAAAAAGAUGAUGAGACUGCUAGACUAUUGCAGGAACAUCAAGACAAGGCUGUUAAGCAGUUAACGGCACAAAUGAAGGAGGCAGUAAAGAUGGAGGACGAUCGUGUUGCUAAAGGAGCUGCAGAUAUGGAAGAAGAAUACCAAAAGAAAAAUAAAGCAGCAGCAGCAAAAACUAGGGCUGACAUUGAAUCUAUUUCUGAACAUAGAGCUUCCACGAUGAAAAUGAAAGUGGAAAGGGAGAAAGAAGAAAAAGCAGAAACUGAGAAAGAUUAUAAUCAAUGGAUGGCAGCAGAUCGCAUCUACCUGGAAAUGGAAGAAGCCAAGAAGCAAAAACGUCAUGAAGAAAAUAUGGAAGUCCAGAAAUUUCGGGUCCAGCAAAUGGCUGAAAAGCAGGCAAGGAAACAGCAGGAAAAACAAGCAGACUUGGACUAUGAUGCUCAGAGAGAAGCUGCCUUUUCUAAGGAGCGAGAAUUUCAAAGAUAAGGACAGUAAGUAAUUGAAGCUGUUAAGACUUGCCCAUGACUUUUAUACUUCUGUCCAAGUAUUCAAGAUAGGAAGAAGAGGUGGGCAUGGGCUUCCUAUCUGGGUUUCAUUCCUCCUUUUCUUCUUUAAUUCAAUACAGAAAAUAGCCAGGGGUCAGGUACCUUGUAGCUGUAAUACUGCUUGAGAAACAAACCGCUGACCAAAACAGUAGCAGUGACCUUUCCUUUCUGAGGGGGAAAAAAGUCAGAACUAAUUUGCAUGUGCCUUAAAGCAAAGAAAACCUCACCCAUCCCUGCCAUGGGCCUGGCUGCUGGGCUGGUUUUGGACAGCAGGAGAUGGCUGAUGGCGGGUGGAGCAGAGUCCGGAGUAGCUGUCUUUGGUGCAAGGGCUGAAUGCCCAUCAGUGGCUGGAGCACGUUCUCCUUGUCCUCCUUUGAAGCUUCAUCUGAAACAGUCCAGUUCGCCCCCUGUGAAACCACCCUGCAAGGCCAAUUGAAGCACAGUAAGUGGGAACAAUGGAGUUCGUAACAAUGCAGUUUCAAAAACUAACUUACCAUCAAACUAGAAUACUAGCAUUACUGUACUAUCAACUAAGAGCCAUGGAGAUCUCUCUACAAUUAUCUUGGAGUAAUUCACUUGGAAAUGAUUUUUUUUUUUAGUA